AUGGGCAAGCGAGAGAAGCACAACUCCACUUCGCUGGUAUUCCCUCCGUCCGUUUUUAUCGGCCCGGUCUCCGCAGCCUCAUCCAUCCAAUUGCUGGAGACAAACUCAAUAUCGCAUGUCUUAAGCAUUGGCGCUAGCCCAUCAAGUAAGGUCCCAGGAGUUGUUUACGACCGCGUAAGCAUCACCGACUCUCCGUCUUCGUCAAUAGUCAAGAUUUGUGACACCGCUUGCGACAUCAUUGAGACGUCGCUGCAGUCAAACAAUGGCUCGGGAAGGAUCCUCGUACACUGCUCGGCCGGCAUAUCACGCUCUCCAGCGGUUGUUGCGGCAUACCUAAUGAAGCAUCAUGAUAUGUCAUUGAGGGCGGCUCUGGGUAGGAUUGUUCGCGCUCGUCCACAAGCAUCGCCCAAUCCGGGAUUUUUACGAGAAUUGAAAGACCUCGAGCUUCAGUUACGUGGAGCGCUAUCAUUGGACGUAGACGAGCUACCCAAGCGAGAAAAGGAAAGAUUGGCUCUUUUCCCCGUAGAAGAGUCUGGAGCCGGAUAG
Messenger RNA from Trichoderma virens Gv29-8, 546 nucleotides. RefSeq lists its product as uncharacterized. Lineage: Eukaryota; Fungi; Ascomycota; Sordariomycetes; Hypocreales; Hypocreaceae. The coding region runs from base 1 to 546 and encodes 181 amino acids. The transcript has a single exon. The record is from RefSeq and is a predicted model, not a curated record. Gene Ontology annotation, cellular component: cytoplasm. Gene Ontology annotation, molecular function: protein tyrosine/serine/threonine phosphatase activity. Gene Ontology annotation, biological process: protein dephosphorylation.